Molecule: messenger RNA, 5182 nt
Organism: Eriocheir sinensis (Chinese mitten crab)
Lineage: Eukaryota; Metazoa; Arthropoda; Malacostraca; Decapoda; Varunidae
Product: terminal uridylyltransferase 7-like
Molecular function (GO): RNA uridylyltransferase activity
Source: RefSeq, a predicted model, not a curated record
GCCCCCUCGCGGCCCCGCUGCGCCACAACAACACCAUUGCGACGCCUUCACCUGCGGGGGAAGGAGGAUUUUACCGGCCUCCUCCACACAAACUAAUACAUGCAUGCCGUAACUUUUCAAGAUGGAUGGUGCAAGUGGAGGUGGCAGUGAGUCUCGAGGAGGAGGAGGAGGAUGGACUGGUGGCGGAGGGUAUGAUGCAACAAACCAGAUCAAGCAGUUGUUGAGAAUCCCGACAGAGGAUCCAGGCAGAUCUAAUGAAAGAAACCCACAAGCUUUAUUGCAUAAUAACUCAAACCAAAAACAGGUACAGCCACACACCUUUGAGAAAACAGGAAACAUGUCAAGCAAGCAAUACUCCUGGGAAGCGAACAGGUAUCAUGAUGGUAGACGAAGGGUUGACAGUCCCGGUGGAAGCAAUCCUAGACAUGUGAAUCAAAGUUCACCUUUCAAAGGUUUUAAUAACAGACAUUUGGAUAAUUAUGCCAGUCCAAACAGAAAUGCUCAUAAACAAAGUAACUAUGACUCUGGGCAUGGUGGUAACCUUCGCAACCCACACUACUACCAACCUCACCACCACCAUGGUCCCAGUGGCCCUCUCAGGGAUAGCAAGGACCCAAGAGUGAAUGGCCCAAGACAUGUCAACAGCCUCCACAAUCCUCCAAUCCCUGUUGGGACUGAAAUAGAGAGUCCAGAAUUUCGUCCAAGUCCUGAGGUUUUAGCAGAGCUUGAAGAGCAGUUUUUGUAUCCUUUGAAGAAGAAAUCUUUGCGGUUUCCAAAGGCCAAAUAUUUCUGCCGUCUCUGUGAUUACCACUGUGAUUCUCUGGUAGUGUGUAAAAGACACAUAACCGACACUAGACACAGAAGACUUAAGGAGGCCAAAGAUUUGGAGACCACGUUAAAAAAUCUUCCUCCUGCCACGGACGCAUGCCUCUGCCGUCGAUAAGCUUAUUACAUCUGUCAGCGAACAAAUGAAAGCAACACCAGAAACAAUCACCACUCGGAGGGAACUUGUGUCGCAGCUCAAUGACCUCCUUGCCACCAAAGUGAAAGGAUGCAGGCUGGAGAUGGUUGGAUCUUCAAUAUGCGGAUUCUGCCUAAAAACAAGUGAUGUCAAUAUUGACAUUAUUAUGGAUGACAAUCAGAGUCCUUCAGCGGCCCUUUUAGGAGUGAGAGACUUGGUUGCAGAUAAUGACACAUACAUAAAUGUUGUAGACGACCUCUCAUCAUCAUUCCCCACCAUGUCGUUCACUCACUCAAAGACCAAUGAGCGCAUGGUAGUGGGAGCCAGCAGUGCAUCUUCAAAGUACACCAACCAACUGCUUCAAGAAUACACCUCCUUAGAUCAUCGUGUGCCCGUCCUUGGAAUAACAUUCAGGUACUGGGCCAAGCUUUGCCAGAUAGAUGACCAGUCAAGAGGAACUCUUCCUCCCCAUGCCUUCCCCUUGAUGCUGAUACACUUCCUGCAGCAACAUCAACCUCCUGUGCUGCCUGUGCUGCAUACGUUGCAUCCUAACCCAGACGGAGAUGUGUAUCUAAGAGCAGCUGACAUCGGUGAUAAAUGGAAGAGCAAGAACACUGAGAGUGUUGGUAAACUCUGGCUGGAAUUGUUUAAAUUUUACACAAUGGGCUUCAAAAUGACAGAACUGGUGAUCAAUAUCCGCUGCUUAAAACCCAUGAAUAAAACAGACAAAGCCUGGAGUAAAAAGAUUGCUAUUGAAGAUCCCUUUGUUCAGAAAAGAAAUUUAACAAGGACAGUCAGUGGUAAUCCAGUGUUUGAAUAUAUACUUGAUCGAUUCAGGACUUCAUACAAAUAUUUUGCCAUUCCCCAACUCUGCUAUGGACCUCUUUUUCUUCACAUCAUUUUCAAGGAAGUGAAAAGUUGGAUCAAGACAUCAGAAAAUACUUGCCAGAAAAAUAGAAAAGGUGAAAUUCUGCUGGAGUCCAUUGAGAAGGCAGGACAGUCUCAGAGUGAGGGGUCUUCAGAGUGUGAAAUGGAGAGGACAGAAGAUGAGGUUGAUGUGGCUGUGGAGGGAGAGGCCGAGGAAGAUGACGACACCACCAUGUCAGGCUUUGAAGCAGACCUGAGCACAAUAUCUCCAGAGGACAUGCAAGAAGAGCCCAAUGACUCAACAAGCCCCAACGCCUUGAGCUCUCAAGAAGAAGGAAGUGAAAACAUUCUAGAAGAUUUGACAGCAACAUUAUACUUUGUGACGCCAAGUCAAGCAGCCAGACUGAUGCAGCAGGUCAAGGAGGAAGACCUUCUCUUCAGAUUUGAAGAAAGGUUCCUCACCUUGGGACUGAAGCCGCCACUCAUCUGUGGUUCUUGUCAGAAGGACGGCCACUGCAAAGCUGAUUGCCGUGAGGAUGAAUUGCCGCCCCUGAAGAGGCUGCCACCUGUCAACAAUCAUUUUCUGAAUCUGCUCACUGCUAUUUUUGAGCAGCUAACUAAAAACUGAGUGGAAAGACUACGGGAAGAAUACCGACCCCGUUGGCCAGCUGUGGGUGAACAUGCUGCGCUACUACACAGAAACCUUCAACUGGAAGGAGCACGUUGUCACCAUUCGCCAGCUGGCACCCUUGACUCGCCUCCACAAGCUCUGGAACUCUCGUUGUAUUGCCAUUGAAGAUCCUUUUGAUCUUAGCCACAAUUUGGGAGCUGGUCUGUCAAGAAAAAUGAACACUUUCAUCAUGAAAGCUUUCAUUCGUGGAAGAGAAGUGUUUGGCACGGCUAUAAUGGGCUGCCCCCCGGGCUACAGACAUCUGGUGGAAGUCUGUGAUCCUCCAAGAGACUCGGGACGUUCCAGGAGCCCACAUGCAGGGAUGCAGGAGUCCUGAGAGUACAUAUCCUCCAGCUACCCACAGAAGGAAGCAUGAACAGGAAGAAGAGAAAAAGAGAAGAAAAGAGUUCCGGGGAGGUUGAGGAUGCUGCACUCCAUCCAGAUAGACCUGUCCCUACCCUGUAUCAUAUGCCAGAUGAGAUUUUAUUUAUUUAUUUAUUUAUUUAUUUUUUAAUUUUUUUAUAGAUGCAGUCAAGUCUUUUAUCCAAGACAACCAAAAUAUUUGAAUAACUAAGUUUUACGAAAACUUUUUCAUUUCGUUUAACCAAAGAAAUCAGAAAUUUAUCUGAAAUCUGAACCUCGUGCCACUAGCGUUUGUUUAUGGAUGUUCCACCAGAGGGCGCGGAAGUCACCACCAGCUCCCCGCCCUCCCCGCUCAUCUUUAAGGUAACCCAGUUGGUGGAAGUACUAAAAUUUGUGCUCGCUCUGAAACAGAAAAUAGAAAUAUGAAAGAAGAUAGUAGUGGUGUAAGCAGAACUGUGUUGAUGAAGCAUUACAAUGUCGGGUCUACCUCACGGUAUGACAUUAAAAAACAGAAAGACAAACUUUCAAACGUGCCAAGGGACGUGCAGUGACCGGCCCACUCAUCAUAGAAAAUGCUAAGCAUUUAUACGAACUCAUGGAACUGAAAGAGCCAUGUGAAUUCUAUAUUGGGUUCACUCAAAAAGCUUAAAAAGAGACAUGGCAUCAGGAAACUAGAUGUGUGUGGUGAUAAAAACUCGGCCGACACGGACGCUGCAGACAAAUUUGUCAACAAAUUUUGUCACCUUGUUUACUUAGGCCGGGUUCCCACUAUUCCAUUUCUCGUUUCCGUCGAUUAUCAAUGACAUCAUCAACGGAACCCGGACCCCACGUGGAGCCCCGUCCAGAGAUGAACUCAAGUUAACUUUUGGGUCCGGUGGUGGUGCCAGUCCAGUGAUGUUGAAUAUUCUACAUAUGAAAAUAUGACAUGGAAGUACUUAGAUACAAAAUAACAUGUACAAGAGGUCGUUGUGGUCAGUGCAGUCCAUGUUUGUCAACAAAUGGCGUGCGAUGGACUGAUGGAGUGCAUCUCAUCCAUGCCGCGCAGCCGCUGUUUUGGUGACGUCGUUUUGACAUCAUUAAUGUCGAUGGAAAUGUGAAAACAGAAUAGUGGGAACCCGGCCUUAAUCUGUUUUCCCUUGUAUUUCUUAGACUAUCAUUCAUCCGAAAAAUUUGAUUUUAUGGCACUUUUAAAGUCCCAUGAUUUUCGGUUAAAAGAGACAACUAUUUACUACAAAUAUUUUUCUCCCUUGGUGACCUUAACUUUGCAGCUGAACCAUUUAAAUGGGUCUCUAAAUAGUUCUUUAAACCUAGAAGGCUAAAAUUCCCCAUAAAAUGUUUUUACUGGUGCUGACGAUGUCGUAAGGCUGUGGUUCUCAACCUCUUGUGCCCAAUACACCCUCUUUACCAUAUGUCUGAAUGUUAUUCUCCCUUUCCAUGAUUGACUCACAAGCAUGAGUCACACCAAGGGGGGGGCAGCAGUGUCACCUCACCACAGGGCUGGGGCCGGGUACUUGUUGCAUUUCAGGAACUUGUGGUACACGGUCCGAUAGGCUGCUUGCAUCAGGUGAGCGAUGCACACUGUGCCUUGUACCUCCCUGGGAAGCUUGAAGGCAAUAAAAAGAUCUUUAUGCUAAAUGUUUGGGUCUGCUAAUCUGUGAUCCAUAUUCCCCGCCUUCAGUCAAUCAAUGGGGACGUACGCCAGGGGGCACACACCCUCGCCCGCCCUGCAGCGCCAAAGCCAGGGCUCCUUUGGGCAAGUCUCCUGGCAGCCUCCUUCCCAUCCCCCCUGACACCAUCACAUUACCCCCUGGCCAAGUGCCCAUGUCAUAAGCAGAUUUUUGUUUUCAUUUUUCAUAUUUUUUUGAUUUUUCUACCAGUGCAGUCCUUUUAAUGGGUAUCCAGGGAGCAUUAAGGCUAUGGAGAAAGGAAAUGGGUAUCUUAAUCCAUAUACCUUUGGCAAUGCACCUAGAUAAUGCUGUUCACCUAUCCUUACCUGUGAGAGCAUGGGACCCCACCUCUACCCUCAUCUUUACUGUAUUGCCAUUAACCCGGUAGCAGCAAUGGGCCAAAUUUGUGGCUUUACCGUGUAGCAGCGACGGGCCAAAUUUGUGCCUUGAUUUAAACCCCCCAAAAAAGAUGAUACAUAAACUGAUCACAAAUGCUUCAAUAUAUAUUAUGAAAUGGUUUGUGUGAGUGAUGAUUUUUUCUCAUUUUUCUUGCUUAAAGGGACCAUUAAGAAACAUGAUCCCCACUGCUACCAGGUUAAGUACUUUUACAAUUUAUUAAGACAAAUAAAAUAAUUUUGUGCUCAUUUACCUUUU